ACAAUAUUUAAAGAUUUUUAUGUAAAAAUAUAAUAUUAUUUUUACAAUACUUUUAGGAAUAAUGUUAAGGUUAUUUGAAAUUAAUACUAUUUUUAGAAAUAUAAAUAAUUAUUACUUUUAUAUAUUUUAAUAAAAUAGAUCAAAUCAAAUUUUUUGUCUGUCACCUUCUAUUUUAUUUUUCUAUUUCCUAUUUCAAAAUCAAAUUGAAAAUCAAAAUUAGAUUAUAAAUUUCAAUAUCUUGGUAGUUAAAAAAAAAUAAUUAAAAUAAAAAAAAAACAAAUAAUAUAAGCAUAUAAAUAUAUCAAUAAAAAUGGAUUCAGACAAACCUUCUUGCCCAGUUUGCCAAUCUAAAGACAAAGUAGUCAAAAUUAUUUAUGGACAUCCUGCAGAAAAAUUAAUUAAAUAAGCUGAAAGAAAAGAAAUAUUUUUAGGUGGAUGCAAGCUCCCUCCCCGCGAUAUUAAGCCAGAAGGAUGGUAUUGCUUUACUUGUACAAAAAAAUUCGAUUGACAAAUUGAAAAAGAAAUUAACUGAAUAAUGAAUUGCGAU
This is a messenger RNA of Tetrahymena thermophila SB210, 547 nucleotides long. RefSeq names its product transmembrane protein, putative. The record is from RefSeq and is a predicted model, not a curated record. The transcript has a single exon. Lineage: Eukaryota; Ciliophora; Oligohymenophorea; Hymenostomatida; Tetrahymenidae.